CUCGUGUUUCCUGCGAACAAUUUAAGAGCGGGACAGACUACAGAUGUUCUAGCUAAAUUAAAUGUAUUGUGUCAUGAGUUACAGUGCGACGGUUAUAUAAUGUGUCAGUGUUUACCUCGUUAGUUAACUAUGUGACAUAUUUUAUACAUUUCGUAAGCUACUUAUCCAUUCGUGAAUGCAGAGAAACUGUAGCUAUUAAAGGUACGAUUAGCUAGAUCAUAACAAAUUACUGUAUACGAGAACAGCUAAGUUAGCCAACGCUAUCAUACCCAACUUGUAUUAGAUCCAGUUGAAGUUUAAUGUUCGCUACCGAUAGCUAGAAAGACUAACAGUUUCUGCUCGUUUGAGAGAUAUGUCGCUAUUUCCAUCUCCAGUAUCUAUCGCAACGUGUACUUAUAAUAUGACCUGUGAAAUAAGAUAGCUAAAAAACGCUUGAUUUGUGUCCGAAGCGAGGUAGCUCACUGUAACGUUGUAUAGGCUGGAUCUACUGUACUGUAAGUAACAGUAGUUAAGAGUUGGCUGCCUCGUUAAGUUAGUUAGUCUACGCUUUAACAAAGUCCUGGACUUCAGACUUCAGAAAAUGUCUGCAACAGUAAAUCUUGAGCUGGACCCCAUCUUUUUGAAAGGUCUGGGGUACCUUCAUUCCAAAAGUAAAGAUUCCGCCGAGAAACUCAAAGCUCUGUUGGACGAAUCUUUAGCUAGAGGAAGCGACUCGCCUUACAGGACGUCUCACAAGGAAGUGGACGUCAGUCGCGGAUCUGUCACAAAAGUGACCUUGACCAAACCCGAGAGUAAAUCCUCUUCCGGUUCCUCAUCAUCAAGCAUCAAUAAUGGGAAAACUGGCAACUUGGAGAAGAGCAAGAAAGAAGCUGAAAAAAGGCCUUUGGAAAAGGUCAAGGUGGAUGUUGUCGAUGGAGCCGAGCCACCAAAGAAGCCUCGUCUGGAGAAGCAGGAGAACCGCUCCUCUCCCAUCACCGUCCAGAUCAGCAAGGAGCUGAGCAUGCCCGACCUCUCCAGCUUUGAGGAGACCAGCGCCGACGACUUCGCCAUGGAGAUGGGCCUGGCCUGUGUGGUGUGCCGGCAGAUGACGGUCACCUCGGGCAACCAGCUCGUGGAGUGCCAGGAGUGCCACAACCUGUACCACCAGGAGUGCCACAAGCCGCAGGUGACGGACAAGGACGUGAACGACCCGCGGCUGGUGUGGUACUGCGCCCGCUGCACGCGGCAGAUGAAGCGCAUGGCCCAGAAGACUCAGAAGCCUCCGCAGAAGGCGUCUCCGGCGGCCGUGACCCCCGCCCCGGUGGUGAAGGAUGCCCUGCUGAAGAAGGCCGAGGCCAGGCCAAAGCAGGACACGCCCAGCACCUUCCAGGCCUUCAAGAGAGCGGAAGUCAAGGUGUCCACGGCGGCGGCGGCUAACGUCUCUGGCGGCGGCGGCGGCGGCUCCUCCGUCCCCGCCUCCAGCGGUCUGACGGGGUGGGCCGCGUUCGGCGCUAAGACGGCCGCCGCGGGUUCGACCGCCGCCGCCAAGCCGAGCUCGGUCCUUCAGAGCGGCGGGGGGAAGGCCGCCGCGUCCGCAUCCGCGUCCUCCCAGAAACCCGCGGGGCUCUCCGGGCUGGCCGUCGCCAAGACGGGCCCGUCCGCUAAGGCCUCGGCGGGGGGCUCUGCUGGCGAGGCGUCCGGCCCGGUCCCCCUCAGGCCCCCGCCCCCCCUCACCCUGGGCAAGCCGGGCCUGAACCGGGCCUCCAGCGGCGACAGCGGCAGCAAGGCGGGCGUGUCCGGCGCCAGCGGCGGCCCGCCCAGCGGCAGCGGUAAUGGCGGUUCGGGGGGAAACGGCGGCGGCGGCAGCAGCAGCAGCAGCAGCAGUAGCGGUGGCGGUAACAGUAACAAUGGCACCAAGGCUGGUGGCGAGUCCUCCGCCGGAGGUAAGGGGGCAGGGCAGACUUCCCAGGAGUCUCAGCUCAGCGCUCUGAAGCGUCUGCAGAUGGUGAAGAAGAAGGCCGCGCAGAGGAAGCUGAGGAAGUAGCGGCCGGCUAAACGAGCUAAAGGAUACGGUGCCUUCUGGGAUAGAUUUGGGGGUGUGCUAUCGAAUAUUUAUAUUUUAUAUGUUUUUUAAGUAUCUAAAAAAACAACAAGAACCAACGUCAGGUUAUAUUUACUUGAAUUACACUGAGAAUCUGCUGCUGGCUCUUCUGGACUGGUUUAAUGCUAUGGCUAGAGCCACCAUGUGACCUGCAGGGAUUUAAACUUGUAUUUCAGUGGUUGUCCUCCAGGGGUCCCCAUAGGCACUCCAACAGCACAGUCAAGUGGCUAAUAGGAGAACUGAGUUUCUGAUUGAGACAUGUAUAAAAACAAAAAGUUUAUCUAAUAUGGGGAGAGGAAGGAAGGAAGGUGAACGUGGAGGGAGGUUUAAAUGCUACAAAAGAGCGUGUUAAACCAGUUGAUUACA
Molecule: messenger RNA, 2446 nt
Organism: Anguilla rostrata (American eel)
Lineage: Eukaryota; Metazoa; Chordata; Actinopteri; Anguilliformes; Anguillidae
Product: integrator complex subunit 12-like
Exons: 6
Coding region: 581-2023 (480 amino acids)
Biological process (GO): snRNA 3'-end processing
Cellular component (GO): integrator complex
Source: RefSeq, a predicted model, not a curated record